Dovyalis caffra is the source of this 618-nucleotide messenger RNA. Lineage: Eukaryota; Viridiplantae; Streptophyta; Magnoliopsida; Malpighiales; Salicaceae. The record is from the annotation of a GenBank genome assembly.
AUGGCUUCUAGGAUAGAAGGGAUUGUGUUCUUGAUCUUUGCAGUGGCUUUGCUAGAGGGAGCAACCGCAGCAACAACAUACAAAGUUGGAGGUGAUGCCGGUUGGAUAGUUCCUGUUAAUACUACUUUCUAUGAGAAAUGGGCUGCUGAUAAGAAGUUUGAGGUUGGAGAUUCAUUAGAAUUCGUCUGGACAAGCACACAUACUGCCAUGGAGGUAACGACAAAGGCCGACUACGAUACCUGUGUUAAGACAAAUGGAAUACUUAAACAAACCAGUCCUGCAACCUUUCCUUUAACAAAAGAUGGAACAUAUUACUUCAUUUGCACCGUUGGACCACACUGUUCUUUGGGUCAGAAGGUUACCAUUGUUGUUGGAAAUGGAAACUCAUCCUCUCCUUCUCCAUCUAUGCCAAAGAAUCAUGCUGCGUUUUCUGCUGUUCUAUCCACCACCACCAUUGCUGCUGCCAAUUAUACUCCUAAAACAUUGGUUGAUAGACACAAGAAAAUGGCCAGCCGCUUGUGUUUCAAUAUUGGGUUCUUGAUUGUUGGAUUACUAGGUUUGCUGGUUCAUGGUGCAAAUGCAGCUAAUAAAUGUAUAGUUGGAGGUGAUUUGGGAUGA